AUGAAUCCGCCAGUUAAGAAAGGCAAAUAUUCUAUGGUUGAUGAUGAAUCUAUUCAAUCAUGUAGUACUCAUCUUCAACAACAACAAAACAACCUUAAACAAUGUGAAUAUGUUAGCAACAGGACUAGAUUGAGAUGCCAAAAUUUCAAGUCUAUUGAUGAACUUAAAGACUUUGGAUUUUGUAAUGAGCAUCAAGGCUAUAUUGAACGUAUCAGAAAAGAAGGGCUUAGAACGAAGCAUUUGUUUGACCCAAAUUUUAAUAUUACUGAAGGAUUUCUUGAACUUAUAAGUUUUGACGAGGAUGAAACUCUUGAUUCUCGCGUGCCAACAGACUUUCCAUUUAUUUAUGAACCGUUAUACUGUGAAAGCAGGCUUGAUGGGGAUGAAAAUCCUUUGAGAAAUGCUGGUAUUUUUAACAAAAAGGAAAUUCUCAACGAAUAUUGUAGAGCCAUAAAGCGUUGUCAGGCAGCAAUACGAGAACAACGACUUAUUUAUCGAGAAAAACAUUCAAAAAUUGUUCGACAAGGAAUUCGUUUAGCUGAACAACCAAAUCCUGUCCAAAUUGAUCCAAUCAAAAACGGCGAAAAAAUACAGAGAUUAAAUGUUAUGAGAAGGGAUGCUUUACGUUUGGAUCAACGACAAGUAUUUAAAGAAAAAUUUGCUCGUCUUGAUACGGAUUUGAUUGAAAAAUGUGUUGAACAGAGAAAUAAGUGGCUACAACAAAUUGAACAUCCUAUAGACGAAAAUGAACGUAUAGUUUCACAAUUAGUAACAGAAAUGGUUGAUUUAAUUGUGUUAACAAAAUCUAAAAGAGGGCCAAAAACAAUGUUAAUACCUUCAACAAUGCAUUUAAUUGGAAAACAAAAUUUUGUUUUUUCUUCAACAAUUUCGAGCAGUUCAACAUCAAAUUCGAGCAGUUCAACAAAUUCGAGCAGUUCAACAACAAUUUUUUAUCCACUUCCAAAUACAAUAAUUGAUAUUUUGAAGCAAUUUAAAAAUUGUUAUUUUGAAGAAUAUGAAAGAAAAAUUAAAGAAGAAGAAGAAAGGGAAGAAAUUGAAAGGCAGAAACGUUUGGGAAGAAAAAUUGCUAUUAAAAUGGUUAAUAAUAAUAAUAAUUCUUCAACAACAACUGGGACAACAACAAAUAUUGGAAUAUCUAGAGGAUCUUCAAUUUCAUCAGAUGGACAACAACAACCACAUCAACAACCAGCAACAACCCCAUUAAAAACAAAAAUACAAAAUAUAUUAACAUCAACAACAGCAUUGGCAGCACAUCAACAACAAUCAUCACAAAAACAAUCACAAAAUAAUUUAAAAAAUAAAAAGACGUUGAUAUAUUCAAAAAUAAAUAAAAAUAAUGUUCGUCAACAACAACAACAACAAAUUCAGCAGCAACCUCUCAACCAACAUAUUCAUCCACAAAUUAAAAAACGUUUAGUAAAUGAAAAUCAAAUUGGGUAUUUUUCAACAAUCCAAUUGGGUGGUGGUCAAUCAUCGUCGACAACGACAACAACCCCUCAACAGCAACCUCAUCAGCCCCCAAAAAUAAUAAAUUCAGUGACAAAUAAUUAUUUGGAUCCACAUGGUUAUUUAUCUUCCUCUUCAACAACAUAUUUACGUCCAUCAACAUCUACAUCAACAAUUUAUAAUAAUAAUGGAAAUUUAUUAAAUAAUAAUUUUAAUAAAAGAAUUAUUAGACCAAUUUCUAUUGAUGAGGAUAUCAAUCCCGACGUAUUUUUACAAUUAACACAUCCACAAUUAACAGAAAAGUUUGGUGGAAAUAAUAAUAAAAGAGGAGGAGGAGGUGGAAGACUUGCAAGUGUUGAACUUGUUGAAGAAGAAGAUGACGAUUUUGAUGAAGAUUAUAAUAAUAAUGAUUCAAGUACAUUUGUAUGUGCUAGAAUAAAUUUACCAUGGAAUGGAAAAAGAAAGACUCCAUUUAAGAAAAAUACAAAAAUUUUAUUAUUUGAUACUCAACAAAAAUUACAGCAGCAGGAAAAUAAUGGGAAGAAUAAAAAUGAUAAUAACAACGGGUAUGUUCAAUAUGUGGCCAAUGUUUUAAGUAGAUAUUCUUCUACUAUACUUUAA
This is a messenger RNA of Meloidogyne enterolobii, 2088 nucleotides long. Lineage: Eukaryota; Metazoa; Nematoda; Chromadorea; Rhabditida; Meloidogynidae. The record is from the annotation of a GenBank genome assembly.